AUGAUGUAUGCAUUAAGUAUUUUAAUGCUUUUACCUGUUAUUAUUCAACAUCAUCGUCAUAAAAAAGCUCAAUUAUUACAACGACGCAAAGAAUUAAGACGUCUCUCAAUGACAAUAGUGCAAGAUAAUCGAAAUCCGCAACAAAAUUUAGCUAAAAGUGUGUUAUCAAAAAUUGUAGAAAAUGACAAUAUUAAUAAUGAAAAUAUUCCAAUAGAUGUUGAACUUAUGUCAUUACGAUCAACAAAAACAAUACUUGAUGAUAUAGAUGAUAAUGUUAAUUCGACAUCUAAAUUACAAAUUCUUCAACCACUUAUAUAUAACUAUGAUGAUGAUGAUGAUGAUAAUGAUAUCAAUAAACAAUCUGGUGUUAAUGCUCAUGAUUGUAUUGCACAUCUUUUAGAUAAUACACCAUGGAAUACGUCACAUAUUGACGAACCACUCAUUACUAGUUCAUCUCGGCAUUCAGUUGUCCGUGAUUGUACUACAGUAAUAAAAGAACAACAUGUUCCAACUAUAAUUCCAUUUCAUAAUGAUGAUGAUGAUAAUAAUAAUCAAAAAUUUACCAUAGGAUCUAAUACAGAUUCUACAAUAAAUUUACAAAUGAUAAACCGAGUUUUUCUCGAAUCAGAUGUAUAA
Molecule: messenger RNA, 636 nt
Organism: Rotaria sordida
Lineage: Eukaryota; Metazoa; Rotifera; Eurotatoria; Philodinida; Philodinidae
Source: the annotation of a GenBank genome assembly